Messenger RNA from Pocillopora meandrina, 4458 nucleotides. The record is from the annotation of a GenBank genome assembly. NCBI's taxonomy places the organism in Eukaryota, Metazoa, Cnidaria, Anthozoa, Scleractinia, Pocilloporidae.
AAGUUAUCUAAUACUUCUUUUCGCUGUUACUUCACGAAAGUUUUGGCCAUGAAAAGUUCGAUUAGCUACUACGAAAGUAGAUGAUGGAACGUUUCUGCUCGCUUUGUCAGGUGAAUGGUUUGAAACGACGGCUUAUUCUGUUUCAAUUGAACUUGAAGGAGGCGAUUUUGCUAUGUGAAGACAAGGAUGUAAGUGCAUUUCUUUGUGAUAUUUUGGCUGUCCUAUCUCGAGUGAAUUUCCUCGCUUAGGUACUUUCUGACUUAUUUGAAAGCUAAGGCGUGAUAGUAUGACUCUUUUACAGUGCGUUUACCCGCUUGGGGUUGCAAAGAAUGCCAACUUGAUUGUAAGUCGGAAAGCAACCGAGGUGACUUCGUUCUCAAACUUGAAGAGAAAACGUAAGAAGAGGCCAAAACAAAGUGAAUCAGAGGUAAGAUGCAGCAUUUUUCAUUUUCUUAAGUUUGAAGAAGAGGUAUUAAGUGGUGGUGUCUUUAGCAAGAUACCAACUUCAUCUUACAAGUAACAGCUGUGGUAAAUAACGUUUGGAAUUAUUAGCUUAGGCAUCAACGCGGUUCGCUGAAACUUGCUGCUGACAGUGCGCGUGUUCUGUAUGACUCUGCUUUGCUUAACUCUAAAGUUCUUACUCUUGUUUGGUGCACUUCUUGUUUUGUAGAUGUAAGUUUAAAUCUCGCAUCAUCCACGAUUUUCAAAGAUAUCCAUUACAACAUGAACCAUAUGUUAUUCUUGAUUCUUUAUUCAAAAAUUCAUUGUAUUUACCUGUGGAGAGUGCAGAUAAUUGGCUCUCUUGCAAAAUAAUUGUGACAGUGCAUUGCUGUGGGAAAAAGGCCAUUAUUUAAGUUUGUAUUCUGUCAUGUAGCUGUCCAAUUAAAAAAAAAAACAGAGAGGAAAAAUGAUUUUGUUAUCAGAAACUUCAGUAACAUCCCUUUCUCCAGAACACUGUAAGAGAUUUGGUUGAAUAUUUGUUCUUUACAAACCCAAUUAUGACAGUUGCAACCUUUACUAUCUCUAUUUUUUUGACAACAACAGCAAUACUCUCAUUUUUCAGGAACCAGAGAAUAUUUCCCCAGGAUCCAAGGCUGCAGAAAAGAUCUUGCAAUGGAGGAAUGUUGAUAGCCUUUGUUGGCUAAAUUCUCUAUUAUCUCUACUUGUAAACAAUGUCACUGUGACAACAUCUCUGAGAAAUCUUAUGCAAAAAUCAGACUCACUGGUAAGGACAUUGACAGAGUCAUUCAACCAGGCUCAAGAAUUAUCAUCAACAAGCAAAGAACAAGCUGAAGUGAUCUUAAAAGAAAUCAGAGGGAUGAUUUGGACACAUUUGCAGCCGAAGAUGAAGUGUCAACUUGGAGUUAAUGAUAGUCCUGUUGCAGCUCUACCAUUGCUGUUACAGGAAAAUGAUUUGGUGUCUGAGAGGUUUCUUCAAGUUUAUCACUGGGAAUUUAGGUGUUCUGCCUGUGGGUAUCAACAAAUUGACAAGUAAGAUAUAUGUAACUGUCUAGGUUUUAAUUGUACAUUGUCAUGUAAUUACAAGUUUUAACCAAAACUAAGUUUGAAUGGUAAACUGUUUCUCUGAGAACCACAAUGGUAAAUCAAUUGCUCUAGGAAUUUUAGACUCUUGGUUUAUUUUAAACAUAUGUUAAUGACAAGAAAGUAUGUGUAGCUGAGUUAAUUGCCUCUUUUUCAUGUUCUAUUAGCACAUGUUGAAUCAAGUACAUGGUAUUUCAUCUCUUAGCUUUUACUAAAUAUAUUUUCCAUUGGGGAAUGAAAUACCCAAAUCUCUCAGUUCUCAUCAUGGAUCUCUCUAAUUUUAAAUAUUUUUAUUUCAUUGUAGAAGGAAGAAGCAUUUAGUCACUUUUCCAAACCUAGCAAAGGACUUCAGCUUGCAAAAUCUGGGAUUUACAAGGCCAUGUUACAGAUGUAACGCUCUUGAUCAGGAGAGCAAACUUGUGUAUGACAGGUAUUGUGUAUUUUAUGUCUCUUUAGUGUGGGACUUCUAAGUCAAUUGUGUUUGUCACUAAACUGCUUUAUUUGCAUUCUUGUAAUGGGAUAAUUGUCGUCCAAGACUGAGUCAAAAGUAGGGAAGAAUUGAAUUGGAUUUCCCUCGUGCUGCAGUUUGUGAUUGGCUUAUGAAACACAACCAAUCAGAUGCAUAAACUAUAACCAACUGCCACUCAGUCUUUCAUGGAAUUACCUUAACCCUUAACUUUCCAACAUUAAUAUGCAUAUUCUUUGCACUGUCCUCCAUCCUUAGCUAGUAAUCUUUUCCCAUAUUUUUGUGACUAAAAUAUGUGUUUCAGGGUUGAUACAACUGUAAGGACUCCAUGUGAUCUCAAGUGAGUGGGAACUUUUCAAUGACUUUAUACAUCUCUUUUUCUUUCCCAGAAUGCCUGAUUGCAUUUUUCUUCACUUCGAGCAAGGAUUGAAAGGAGGGACAUAUGAAGAUCUUGAUUUUGAUGGGGAAUGUGGUCACUAUAGUUUCUCACAGUUAAUUCAGUAUAAAAGAAAUCCAGAUCACUUUGUUUGCUGGACAAAGGACCAUGAAGGUACAAGGCAUUUUAGUUCCAACUCCAUAAGGUGUUCCUUUUACCGUAUUUCUUCACCUAUAAGCUGACCUCGGCUAUAAGCAGAGACCCUAAAAGUUAGAGACCUUCUGACAGACUUGUUUUGUCCAAAAGAAAAAGCAAAACCAUCGGCUAGAAUCCAAGAGCAAAAUUCUUGAUUGUAACCGGCCAUUUGAGUGGGCGAACCUCAAAAAAAAAUUGGGAAAUGGCUCAAUGAACACAAAAGCUAAUGAAUGAGAAUAAACACAAAAAAUAAAAAAGCAAAUCAGUGAAGAUGUAAAUACUACUACGCAAAAUACUACUACGCAACUUUAGAAACACAACAAUACUCUCAGUUACAGUAACCUGACAAACAUUUCGAUUGAGUAUCUCUUUCGUCACUGUUGUUUUUCUCAUCAUGCCAAAAGCAGGCCGCUCUUCUUAUACUAUGGCUUCAAGAUAAAAGUUAUCACAGAAGCUGAAGCUGUAGAAAACAGCUUGGAAAGUGUUCGAGAUUAUGGACUUAGCGAGUCCAUGGUGCGAUGCUGGUGGUCAGAAAUACGUUGUUGUCAUGACAAUUUUAAGCAUGUCACAUAAAGAGCGCUGCAGUCACAGAAUUUAUGGUCAUUUCGCAUUAACAUUAAAUUUGUACUUGUUUUGAAAUCCAAAACCCUCAGCUAUAAGCCAAACCCCAUUUCUUGUGAAAAAAUCUCCCAAACUUUUGUGUCAAUACUGAAAAAAUCACUUGGCUUAUAGGUGAAGAAAUGCGGUAUGUACUGUAAUAUAAUCCACUUUUCAAAGGAAAUAUUGAACUGUGAAUGAACAGUGAUACCCUUUGCAAGUUCUAUACAGCGUGAUUGUGCUGGCUGUCAUUAGAUUCUGCUGUUCCCUUUUGAUUUUUGUUUUUGUUUAAAUUCUUGCAGGGAAAAGAUGGAUGGAAUUAGAUGAUCUAAAAUCACCAAUCUGCAGCUGGAGUUCUUCACCACCAAAUGUUCCUCUGUCAGAAGUGCAUAUUGCAGUUUGGGAAAAAGUGUCAGUUGUUAUCAAUCCACUGAUUCCUCCUCCUAAAUUUAAGGAGAUCAGCAGAACAGAAGUCAAAACUAACCAUAGUGCACAACCUACCCAGGACACAAGAUUUGGAAAGAUAUCCUCAAUGCCAUUGUUAAGUAUUGAUUGCAGUGCAACCUUCGCUCCAUCUCAGGAUAUCAACAAAUCACUUUGUUCAUCACCCCUUAAUUCCCCUGAAUUAUCACCAUCAAGGAGCAGAAUGGCAUUAAAUUUGUCACUCAAAACCAAAAGUGAGCAAUUUGAACCUUACAUUCCCAGGAAAAAGAGACUUGUUACCCAAAGCUCUCCUAACUCUCCUAUAUGUAUUAGUAAUCCAAAGUUGAAUUCCAAUGGGAUUGCGCCACAACCAUUUUUGACAUGGCAAGAAGUCAAAGAACAAAACAAGAAGUUAAGUUUUGAUGAAUUGCAGAGUGACAGUGGAUACUCAAGUCCAGCAUCUGUAAGUUCAUGUGGUAGCCUUGUGAUUUGUCAGUCAAACAAGGAUGUAUCAGUUGAUGAACACCAGGAAGGACCUCAUGAAAAUGGCAAUGAAAAGCAAAAUGUUGCUGGGCAGAACAAUUAUCCAAAUGGCACAAAUCUUGUUUCCAAGAGCCCUGAUUCAUCUUCACUUAGAAGGAGCAGUGAUUUAGUAUGCGAGGUAAAUCCUCUUGACUUGGCAGAUAAACUUGAACAUCUGUUACCAGACUGUUUACUUGAGAAUCCCAGGGAUUGUGAAAAAAAUCCCAGGGAAUUAGCUGAGUGUAGGACAAUAGAUAGUAAGGAAACAAAGUUGGAGAACAUUGCACAACUUUCUGCUCAACAAGAUCAGUUUAUUCUUGACUUGCUGCUUACAUAA